Megalobrama amblycephala (Wuchang bream) is the source of this 1784-nucleotide messenger RNA. RefSeq names its product uracil nucleotide/cysteinyl leukotriene receptor-like. Gene Ontology annotation, cellular component: membrane. Gene Ontology annotation, molecular function: G protein-coupled receptor activity. The transcript has 2 exons. NCBI's taxonomy places the organism in Eukaryota, Metazoa, Chordata, Actinopteri, Cypriniformes, Xenocyprididae. The record is from RefSeq and is a predicted model, not a curated record. Gene Ontology annotation, biological process: positive regulation of Rho protein signal transduction; phospholipase C-activating G protein-coupled receptor signaling pathway. The coding region runs from base 118 to 1056 and encodes 312 amino acids.
CAGACAACAGUCAGCUGCGUUGGUUAACAGCCAAAUGAGGCGAUAAUUAUUAUGUGCUGUCUGCUGGGGAAGUCUCCAAACCUUGUUCAGAUCAGUCUCAAAGUUUAGACCUGCAAGAUGUCGAAUCAAUCUGUGGAGGGGAUUUACCUCAGCUCUCACAUGGAGAACAUCCUGUUCUCAGCCUUCUACAUUGUCAUCUUCAUCCUCUCAGUCCCGAGCAAUGCCUUGGCACUUUGGGUGUUCUGCCACAACACCAACAACACCCCUUCCAAAGUGUUUCUGAAGCACCUGGCUAUAGCGGACAUGUCUUACGUCUUGGUGCUCCCCAUGCGAGUGAUCUACCACAUGUCAGACGGUCACUGGCCUCUUGGUGAAGGGGCUUGUCGCGUGGUGGGUUUUCUGUUCUUUGUCAAUCUCUACUGCAGUGUGUACUUUAUAACCUGCAUCAGUGUAGACCGUCUGGUGGCUUGCGUCUUACCACACAGAGCUCAAAAUCUGAGAAAGGCCAAGUAUGCCAAAGUGGUCUGUGCAAUCCUGUGGGUCAUGGUGACCAUUUCCAUGAUGCCUGUCCUGUUCUCCAAAACACAAGUGACUCGAUGGCAAAAUGUCACAGUGUGCAAACAGCUGUACAUAGAGAAGUCCUCUAAUCCCACCGGCGCUGUGGUGUCCACUGCUGUUGCAUUCAUGAUACCUCUGGUCACCCUGAGUGUUUCUUACAUUCUCAUAUUUUUCAAAAUCAAACAAAUGACUUUUCAAGAAAGAAUGCCUGCUCAUCGCAAGGCAAUGAGGAUGAUUGUACUUACAGUGCUUAACUUCUUGAUUGCAUUUGUGCCCUAUCAUAUCCACCGAUUUGUCUUUAUCAUACAGCAUGAUGACAUGUCAAGGUCAGAAUCCGAAAGACAAAUGCUACAUUUGGGAAAUCGAAUCACCUCAGCUUUAACAUGCAUGAGUGGCGUGCUGGAUCCUGUCAUGUACUUCUUUCUGGCUAGAAAUUACCAAGCGACCCUGCUGCAGCUCUGUGGUAGAAACGCCAAGGAGGAGCAAUCCACCGCUUGAUCAGAUGAGAAAGCCCAUGAUAUCUUUUUCAGCUGUUAACUACCAGGCAUAAUGAAGCUCGGUAUCUGUAAAACAAAUGUUUAAAGUUAAAAUAGUAGAAGUGGAAAAAGUAUGGCUGAUAAUAAUUGAAGAUCAUGACCACAUUCAUUCAGAAACUCACGAUGUGCAGUAUGAGUCAUCAAGUGUGAAACUACCAUUUGCAGAAUACAAGAUGACAAUAUCUCAUAUAACAUAUACAUAUGACAAUGACAUGGUUAUCUUUGUUUAUUUAACUUUUUUCAAACAUUUUUCAUGUAUCAAUAUUUAAUGUAUCAUAUAUCAUUUUUGUAUAGGCCCUUAUACUUUUAGAUGUUCAGAUCUGAACAAAAUAUUUUUCAAAAUCUCAUCUUCUAAUGUCUUCGCAAAUACCAUUGUUGCAGUGUUUGUUUCUUUGAGGUCAUUAUUAUUAGUAUUAUUUCAUUUGAAUUUUAAAAUUUGUAUUUUAAUUGCAUUACAUGGUUGAUUGUUCCAUGUACAUUUUGACCAUUUCAUUUCCAAUUUGGAAAAGAAUAGCAGGAAAGUAAAAGAUGGCUUUUUUUCUGGGUUUGUUAAAAAAAAUACAGCUCAGUAUGAAGCGUCACUUUCAUCUGAUUGGUUAAAAUGGCUUAUAUGGCACCAUGAAGAGUACAGCACUGACAAUGUGUUACGCUUUAAUAAAACAUUGUCAGGAAAUAUUUGUAAACCACAAA